CGCCACUUCCCGCUGGAACACGGAAGGCUCGCGAGAACCUGCGCCGAGCCUCGACGUGGGUGAGCCGCGCUCUCGCGGGGGGCCGCGUCUGAGGCGGGAAGGCUGCUGUGAGUGGUGGAGAUGGCUCCAGACGCUGCAGACCUUGCUCCAGACUAUCAGUUUUGGCUGCAGAAGCUUUCUAUAUGGGAAAAGGCCUCCUCCAAGGAAACCCAGCAGGACACCUGUCUUCACCUGUCCAGGUUCCAGGAGUUCCUGAAGCAGAUGUAUGAAAUCUUGAAAGAGAUGGAUUCUAGAGCAAUCCUGGAAAGGUUCCCCAAAAUUGGUCAGCUGUUGGCAAAAACUUGUUGGAAUCCUCUCAUCUUAGCAUAUGAUGAAAGCCAAAAAUUUCUAAUAUGGUGCUUAUGUUGUCUGAUGAACAAAGAACCACGGACCCCUGGAGAAUCCGAGCUUAACUUCUGGAUCCGCGGUUUGUUAUCUCAUGUGCUUUCUGCAUUCAGAUUUGACGUGAAAGAAGUUGCUCUUUUUACUGAAAGUCUCGGAUAUGAGCCUGUUGAUUACUGCCCUAGCUUGCUUAAAAACAUGGUUUUGUCAUCAGUGUCUGAGCUCCGAGAGAGUCAUCUUAAUGGACUGAACACUCAAAGUCGGAUGGCUCCUGAGCGCAUGAUGUGCCUGUCACAAGUUUGUGUCCCUCUGGUUACUCUGCCUGAUUUCGAACCCCUGGUGGGGGCUCUCCUCACCUAUCAUGGGCAUGAGCCUCAGGAGGUCCUCUCACCUGAGUUCUUCGACGCUGUGAAUGAAGCCUUCUUGUCGAGGAAGAUCAUUCUGCCCGUGUCCUCUGUGGUCAGCCUCUGGUUUCGGCAUCUCCCCAGUCUUGAAAAGGCAGUGCUGCAUCUUUUUGAAAAGCUGCUCUCCAGCAAGAGAAAUUGCCUGAGAGAGAUGGAGUGCCGUAUACAAGAUUCAUUGCUGCCUCAAGCAGCCUGCCAUCCUGCCAUCUUCAGGAUUGUAGAUGAAAUGUUCAGGUCUGUGCUGCUGGAGACGGACGGAGCCCCAGAGGUGCUCGCCGCUCUUCAGGUCUUCAUGUCGUGCUGGGCAGACGCUCUGGAAAAAGAACACAAGCAGAUGAAGUUUUCUCUCAAGACCUACUUCCCGUAUGCUGCUCCGUCCCUCACUGCCUUGCUGUCCCAGCACCCAGAAGCUAUCCCACAGAGACAUCGGCUCCAGCCUCUGCUGAACAUUUCACAGCUCCUCAGAGAAGCAGUUGAAGACCAUUCUCAUGGGUCCCAGCGAGAUCCCUUCGAGAGCUGGUUUUUGUUCACCCACUUUGGAGGAUGGGUUGAUCUGGCCGUGGAACAGCUGCUGCAGGAGGAAGCUGAGCCCCCUGCAGACCUGCUGUGGCUCUUGGUGUUCUAUUACAGCCCGCAGGACGGGAGUCGGCAGAGAGCGCAGACUAUGGUGGAGCUGAAGGCAUUGCUCAGCCGUCUCCUGAUGCUGCUCAGAAGUGACCCCCUCUCCGCUGCUGAUCUGCUGAAAGUAGCUGAGAUUCCCAGUGCAGACCCCAGGCCACCUGUAUGCAGACAACUGGUCAGACGCCUGCUUCUUAGCCUCUUGCUCUGGACCCCAGAAGGCCAUGCAGUUGCCUGGGAAGCUGUCACCCAUAUGGCCCACACGGAUGCUGUCACCCAUGAGAUUGUUGGCUUUCUUGACCAGAUCUUGUACAGAUCGGAUCAUCUUUGUGCUGAAGCCUCACGAAAACUGGCCGGAGAGCUCCUUCAGGAGCUGAGCUCAGGCCUGGCUCGGGUCUAGCAGGCAGCACAGAAAGCACAGGGCCUGCGUGGGAGUCUGUCUGACAGGAAUGCUGGGCGUGUGAGCAGAGAAGGCCACCAAGCUGCGGUCCUGUGGAUUUGCUACAAGAACCCCUGCCCACGUGCAGAUCGGCUUCAGUGCUCAGAACCUCUACCUGGGAGAUGUGAUGGCUGCCGUCAGUCACGUCGAGGCACUGUGGCCUGAAGUGGAGAGCACUGGCUUUCUCUUGCAUUUGUGCAUCUGGGCUCAGCCGCCAGGGAAACCACUGAUCAGCAUGUGCUUGCUUGGUCCCUGUGUUACCCACCCUGCUGAUGGCCCACUGCAUUGCCAAGCUGCUCACAGGAGGAUGGGGCUGGACUUACCUGUUCCAUUCUAAAU
Messenger RNA from Arvicola amphibius (Eurasian water vole), 2181 nucleotides. RefSeq names its product FA complementation group C (gene Fancc). Gene Ontology annotation, cellular component: Fanconi anaemia nuclear complex. Gene Ontology annotation, biological process: cellular response to oxidative stress; interstrand cross-link repair; nucleotide-excision repair. The record is from RefSeq and is a predicted model, not a curated record. Bases 121 to 1803 code for a protein of 560 amino acids. The transcript has 16 exons. NCBI's taxonomy places the organism in Eukaryota, Metazoa, Chordata, Mammalia, Rodentia, Cricetidae.